UUCAAAAGCGCCAACGAGCCUUUUCAAAAUUCAGUCUCUCGUGCUCUCCCUCCCACUCCAGUGGGGAACUCAUGGCCAAGACCAAACCCUAGUCUCCGGAAUUUGGAUUGGUUCCGAUUUUUAUUUUUUCAUUGUACGAAAUGCCGUUGACGUCCGGCCAUGGACGGGGAGGCUAACCUUCCGGCCCCAUCUGCGACUGCCAAUAAUCUCAGCCGUCCGAUCCUCCCUGACUCCUAUCAGAACCGUUCGAUCACCUCGUCGUCAUCGUCAUCGUCAUCGUCAUCAUCGUUCUAUUCAUCUUCUCCGCCGGACUUUCUCCGGCAUGUCCAGGCUGCCUUCAAGCGCCACCGCCCACUCGGUACAAUGCAGUCUAAUAGUAUUAUGCCAAGGCGUAUAUUGGUUCCCCGGCGAGAAACCUCAACGAUCACUGCAUCAAAUGUGCUUCCUACAAUAGAUGCCAAAAAAUCUCAGGAUGUGCGUCCUUCAAUGCAUCAGGGUAACACAGGGAAAGAGUUGGUUGUGGAGAUAAGGAACAAGGUAUCUGUUGUUGGGGAAACUGAAGAAGAUGCACCAAUAACUCCACCUUCAAUUUCAGGCAGUAUCACUAAUGAAGAUCCAUAUGAUGUGCAACGAGUGCAAUGCAAACCCGUUUCUGGAUGCAAAAAUACUGAUGGGGUUUCAUUUUCACAUGUAGAAUCUCAGCAUGUUCCAGUUGUUGAUGGUCAGAAGAAGGUCCAGUUUUUGCUGGGGAAAAAUGCUAGCUCACAGGGGGCCGAUGAUCGAAUGGCCACUGGAACAGACGACCUAUCAUCUCAUAUGAGUUCACUUGCAUUGACAGAAAUGGAAUGGGAUGUGAGCAAUCAAGUAGAGGCACCAACUGAUGUCAAUCAUGACUUGAAGCAUAGGCAUUUUCAGAACCUGGAAUCAGAUGUUACUUCGAGGUCUGAUGGUGGGAUUUCUUCUUUAUUGGCAAAGAAACCUGUACUUGCUCAGGAUCAGCUGCACCGAUUCAGAAACUUCUUGCAGAGUGACAUAAACCACCCCAUGACUCAAGCUUCGGUGGCUGGAUCAUCAUGUGCUACUACAAUAUCUGUUCAUGCAACUUCUGCACCAGUUAUCAAUUCAACAACCUACUGCUCCUGUUCACAUCAAGAUAUUAGUCCUCACCUGGCAGCAGAAACUCUGGGAGAUGUUAAUCUUAAUUCUCAACCUAUAAGUAAAGGAGAUGUUCUGCAGCCAUCGCAUCCUUCAUCUAAGUCCACCAGUGGAGUCAUAGUUGACCGCACAGCAAUUGCAGCCCAAGCUUCAUCUUCUUCCAUAGAUACCCAGUCGAAAGUUAAGGAAUAUGGCUUUAGUGAGAAACAAGACAGAGUGCCAAAUGAAAGGGACAUUCCAAAGAAUCCUUCUCCUCUUGAUGAUAAUUCAACUAAAGGAAAAGGAUUCACUGGUGAUGUUACUGAUUUACAAUCUCAGGUGCCCUUAUCCAAAAGUUCAUCAUCAGAUGUGAAAUUGGAGACCUCUAAAUCUGAAAAACAAGAAAAGGUUGUAAGUGGUAAAGGGUCAUCAGGGCCUCGCAAAAAGAAUUAUGAUCCUGACAUGUUUUUGAAAGUUAAUGGUAAGCUCUAUCAAAGGCUUGGUAAGAUAGGUAGUGGAGGAAGCAGUGAAGUCCACAAAGUUAUAUCAUCAGAUUGUUCUAUCUAUGCCCUUAAAAAAAUCAGGCUUAAAGGUCGUGAUUAUGCUACUGCAUAUGGGUUCUGUCAAGAGAUUCAAUAUUUAAACAAGUUGAAAGGGAAGAGCAACAUUAUACAACUUAUUGACUAUGAGGUGACAGAUAAGACAUUGCUCCAAGAAGUCAUGAAUGGCUCCAUGAGUAAUAAAGAUGGCAGAGUCAAGGAUGAUGGAUACAUAUACAUGGUGCUUGAAUAUGGGGAAAUUGAUUUGGCUAACAUGCUGUCCCAGAAAUGGAAGGAAAUGGAUAGCUCUGAUCGGACCAUAGAUGAGAAUUGGCUUCGAUUUUACUGGCAGCAAAUACUUCAAGCUGUCAAUACCAUACAUGAAGAGCGUAUAGUGCAUUCAGACUUGAAGCCAGCAAAUUUUCUUCUUGUCAAAGGUUCUUUGAAGCUGAUCGAUUUUGGAAUUGCUAAAGCUAUAAUGAGUGAUACAACCAACAUUCAAAGGGAUUCACAGGUGGGUACACUGAGCUACAUGUCUCCUGAAGCAUUCAUGUGCAAUGAGAGUGAUGCCAAUGGAAACACUAUAAAGUGUGGUCGGCCAUCAGAUAUCUGGUCACUUGGUUGCAUCCUUUACCAAAUGGUGUAUGGAAGAACCCCCUUUUCAGAAUUCAAGACGUUCUGGGCCAAGUUCAAAGUCAUUACAGAUCGUAACCAUGAAAUAAAGUAUGAGCCAGUCUCAAACCCAUGGCUUCUUGAUAUUAUGAAGAAGUGUCUUGCAUGGGACCGUAAUGAGAGGUGGAGGAUUCCUGAGCUUCUUCAACACCCUUUUCUUGUUCCCCCAGCCCCAGUCCCAGCUCAGUUAUCAUCCUCUCAAGACCAAAGCUGUAAACUGCUUCAACUGAUUACUGAAGCUUGUGCCAAUGACCCGAAGGCUUUGAUUUUAUGUCGUCAACUUCAACAACUACUAAGGGACCCAGUCACGGUGCCAACAUCUCAGGUACUAACAUCACGAGACCAACAGUGUAAGUUGCUCUCCUAUGUGUCAAAGCUUUGCUGUCAACUUCAGGAAUAUUUAUCAGACCCCGAUACGUAAAUCACUAAUUUUGAGGGUAAAAACAUUGGAGAAUACCUUUUAAAGGUCUGAAAAGCUAUUUGAUCCCCUGUGCCUAUUCUCUUCCAUUCCUUCUGUUGUAAUAACUUGUACGGUCAACGCUUGUCGUGUUUUUUUUUUUUUAAGGGGAAAAAUACUAUGCAGGAAAGCUUGGGGGGAGUUUGUGCCUUUCAGGUCACUGAUUCUUUGUGGUUUCUGUUCAAUUUUUAAAGAAAGAUAAUGACCUUACCUUCA
Molecule: messenger RNA, 3018 nt
Organism: Vitis riparia (riverbank grape)
Lineage: Eukaryota; Viridiplantae; Streptophyta; Magnoliopsida; Vitales; Vitaceae
Product: serine/threonine-protein kinase MPS1
Exons: 6
Coding region: 160-2766 (868 amino acids)
Biological process (GO): peptidyl-serine phosphorylation; mitotic spindle assembly checkpoint signaling; meiotic spindle assembly checkpoint signaling
Cellular component (GO): spindle; kinetochore; nucleus
Molecular function (GO): ATP binding; protein serine/threonine kinase activity; protein serine/threonine/tyrosine kinase activity
Source: RefSeq, a predicted model, not a curated record